Messenger RNA from Oncorhynchus tshawytscha (Chinook salmon), 1854 nucleotides. Its product is annotated as E3 ubiquitin-protein transferase RMND5B-like. The coding region runs from base 124 to 1299 and encodes 391 amino acids. Gene Ontology annotation, biological process: proteasome-mediated ubiquitin-dependent protein catabolic process. Gene Ontology annotation, cellular component: cytoplasm; nucleus; GID complex. Gene Ontology annotation, molecular function: protein binding; ubiquitin protein ligase activity. The transcript has 10 exons. The record is from RefSeq and is a predicted model, not a curated record. NCBI's taxonomy places the organism in Eukaryota, Metazoa, Chordata, Actinopteri, Salmoniformes, Salmonidae.
ACUUUUAUUAUGAAAAUCUGAGCUAUGCGACACCGGAAGGAAGUUCCGCAGAACAAAGCACGACUGGUGGAGAAUCGCUGUUACGACAGGUGGUAGUGAAUGCGGUAGAGUCCCAGUCUAGGUAUGGAGCAGUGUGCGUGUGUGGAGCGGGAGCUGGAGAAGGUGCUCCAUAGGUUCGUCAUGUACGGACACCAGUCAGAGGAACGUCUGGACGAACUUCUACGCAGCGUCUGUGAGCUACGGGGACAGCUGGUUACAUUCGGGGUACGAGAUGCAGAUCUGACGGUGCUGUCUCAGACCAUGGCCCAGUGUUGUAAGAACAUUAAAGAAACGGUACAGCUGCUGGCCUCCAGACACAAGGACAUCCACGGCAGUGUCUCCAAAGUGGGCAAAGCUAUCGACAGGAACUUUGAUGCAGAGGUGAGUGCAGUGGUGGCAGAGACAGUGUGGGACUCACCUGAGAGACAGAAGUACCUGAGUGAGACCAUUGUGGAACACUUGUACAGACAAGGCAUGCUGAGCGUGGCAGAGGACCUAUGUCAGGAGUCUGGAGUAGUGAUUGACAUGAGCAUGAAGCAGCCGUUCUUGGAACUCAACAGGAUCCUGGAGGCCUUGAGGAUGCAGGACCUCAGACCAGCACUAGAGUGGGCAGUAACAAAUCGGCAGCGCCUGCUGGACCUGAACAGUACCCUGGAGUUCAAGCUGCACCGCCUCUACUUCAUCAGCCUGUUAAACGGAGGCAUCACCAACCAGCUGGAGGCGCUACAGUACGCCAGGCACUUCCAGCCCUUCGCCUCACAGCACCAGAGAGACAUCCAGAUCCUCAUGGGUAGUCUGGUGUACCUGCGGCACGGCAUAGAGAACUCUCCCUACCGCUCUCUGCUAGAGACCAACCAAUGGGCUGAGAUCUGUAACAGCUUCACCAGGGACGCCUGCGCGCUGCUGGGGCUAUCGGUAGAGUCACCUCUCAGUGUCAGUUUUGCGUCAGGCUGCAUGGCCCUGCCCGUCCUGAUGAACAUCAAACAGGUGAUUGAACAGAGACAGUGUAGUGGAGUCUGGACACACAAGGACGAGCUGCCCAUUGAGAUAGACCUGGGGAAGAAGUGCUGGUACCACUCUGUGUUCGCCUGCCCCAUCCUCCGACAGCAGACGUCAGAGAGCAACCCUCCCAUGAAGCUCAUCUGUGGACACGUCAUCUCCAGAGACGCCCUCAACAAACUCACCAACGCUGGAAAACUGAAAUGUCCCUACUGUCCCAUGGAGCAGAACCCGUCAGAUGCCAAGCAGAUCUUCUUUUGAUCCCCCAUCCUGUUUCCUGAAAUCGCCAGGCCCUUGGAGCUACAGUAGCUACCUGCUACCCCAGGACUCCUGGAAAUCCCCAUCCUACUUACUCACAGGCACCAAUUUGCCCCAGUGCCCCCACCCAAACUCAGACAGAUCCCUUCCAGUGAUGGCCCAAGGCUGUAAUACUCCUGCCUCGUCUUGCCUCAUCAACAGCUCCUAGUGUACAGAGGGCUGAUGUGGAUGGCCCAUCAAACGACUUCUACCCAUAGAGAGACAGAGAGGAGUCGGUCGGCAUGAGGACGAAGGAAACAUCUCAAAAGGAUUGUUCAUUCAUUGACACUCGUUCAUUUGCAACUGCCUGCUGAACUUAUUCUACUCUUUUUCUUUAAGGAUGUGAUGAGGCGUUAUGCUUUCUUUUGUGGGAUUUUGAUCGGGUAUCGAGUUGAUGUUGAUAGGGUAUCGAGUUGAUGUUGAUAGGGUAUCGAGUUGAUGUUGAUAGGGUAUCGAGUUGAUGUUGAUAGGGUAUCGAGUUGAUGUUGAUAGGGUAUCGAGUUGAUGUUGACAGGGUAU